This is a messenger RNA of Penicillium digitatum Pd1, 3393 nucleotides long. The record is from RefSeq and is a predicted model, not a curated record. Lineage: Eukaryota; Fungi; Ascomycota; Eurotiomycetes; Eurotiales; Aspergillaceae.
AUGGCGGAAUUCGUGCGUGCCCAGAUUUUCGGCACCACCUUUGAGAUCACUAGCCGGUAUACGGAGCUGCAGCCGGUGGGAAUGGGUGCCUUCGGACUGGUCUGUUCUGCCAAAGACGAAUUGACUGCGCAGCCAGUUGCAGUGAAAAAAAUCAUGAAACCCUUCAGUACCCCCGUUCUGUCCAAACGAACUUAUCGGGAGCUGAAGCUGCUCAAACAUCUCCGUCAUGAGAACAUUAUCAGCUUGAGUGACAUUUUCAUUUCGCCUUUGGAAGACAUCUACUUCGUCACCGAACUUCUGGGAACUGACCUCCACCGACUUCUUACUUCGCGACCCCUUGAAAAGCAAUUCAUUCAGUACUUCCUAUACCAAAUUCUGCGUGGCUUGAAAUAUGUCCACUCCGCCGGUGUAGUCCACCGGGAUUUGAAACCUAGUAACAUCCUAAUUAACGAGAACUGUGAUCUGAAAAUCUGCGACUUUGGCCUUGCCCGCAUCCAGGACCCCCAAAUGACCGGCUAUGUCUCAACACGAUACUACCGCGCGCCCGAGAUCAUGCUUACCUGGCAAAAGUACGAUGUCGAGGUGGACAUUUGGAGUGCGGGCUGCAUCUUCGCCGAGAUGUUGGAAGGAAAGCCAUUGUUUCCUGGGAAGGACCAUGUCAACCAGUUUUCGAUCAUCACGGAGCUGCUUGGUACUCCUCCCGAUGACGUGAUUCAGACCAUCUGUAGCGAGAACACCCUCCGGUUUGUCAAGUCCCUACCCAAGCGCGAGCGCUUACCCCUCGCGAAUAAAUUCAAGAACGCUGAUGCCGAUGCCGUUGACCUGCUUGAGCGGAUGCUGGUUUUCAACCCAAAGCAGCGCAUUCAAGCCUCCGAAGCAUUGGCUCAUGAGUACCUGGCGCCCUACCACGACCCGACUGAUGAGCCUGUCGCACAAGAGAAGUUCGAUUGGUCGUUCAAUGAUGCCGAUCUGCCCGUAGAUACUUGGAAGAUCAUGAUCGGCCCCGAGAUUGAGCAUUGCAUUGCCGAUGAAGGAACUGACCCAGCAACCGAGAAUGACUGGUCUCUGCUCCCAUUCAUGGCCCUAUCUGACGGAGCACAUCUGUCGACCGAAGAAUUCUCAUACUUCACACUUUGCCAAAAGGGCGCAUCUACUAAAUCCGAAACCUCCCUUUUCGGCAUCGCCUGCUCCCGCCAGAUCGAUUCUAGCUUGCUUAUCAACCGCUCUGCCGAUGUGACGCGGUCAACAGUACAAAAGGCCGUUGUGGUUGUGACAGAUACUCCGCAGCGAGUAGGUCAAUUGCGCGAGAAGCUCUCCGUGGUGACUUCGGCUUGGUUCGCGCAACGUGACUUCUCGGAUGUUGAUAUAUUGAAGAAAUUCCGCGAGGGCUUGGUAAUUUCCCUGCUCAACGAUGGCCCCAAAGACCAGAAUUUGGGUAAGGAUAUCAUCCAUUCCGAUAUGUAUCUCCCUAAUGACAAGUCUCAAAAUUUGCUAAUUUAUGAAGGCCUUUCGCUUAGGGAAAUGAUACACGAAUUCAAAUUCCAGACCUUGGUUCUCUUCAAGGCAUUACUGUUGCAGCCCAAGAUGCUUUUCUUCGGGACGCGCUGUGAACGCCUGUGUAUGAUUCAGUUCUCGCUUAUAUCUUUAAUACCCGGCCUUCUCAACAGCUUGCAGGACUGCGCGGAUCCUGCUUUUGACACCUAUUCUCAGACGGUUGAAAAACCAACCUCUCUCAAGACGAGUGACAGAAGUUCUUUGUUGGCAUACAUGGGCCUUCCACUACAGAUCUUCGGAAAGGGAAGCAUGUUUGGCCCCUACACGCCUCUCCAGCUGCUGGAUCUGUUGGCAGAUGAUGGCACAAAAUCCUAUGUGGUUGGCUCAACGAACCCCCUACUUCUCCAGCAAAAGGACCGCUACAGUGAUAUUCUAAUAAACCUUGACGAAGACAGUAUCGUGAUAAAUUCUCCUCUCCUCCGCAGUGCCCUGGUCCUUUCCGCAGCCGAUAGGCGCUGGAUUGACAUGCUCACACAAAUUGUCAACGACACGUGGGACGAGGACCAUCCUUCACAACCCAAGACCCUUGGCUUCAUGGGCUCCGAAGAAUUCAUUCGACUGCAGUUUGAAGAAUACUUGCUGGCUUUAUUGUCGUCCAUGAAAUACCACGAGGAGCUCUACCCAUCUGAUGCCGGAGAAUCAUGUCAUCUCAGCAGAACCCAGCUGCAAAAUCUUAACAUUGAAGGAGACCCUGCCAUUGACUUCAACAUGGAAUUCCUGGCCCAGUGGAAAACCACAUCUAACUACGCCCUGUUUUCGCGUCUCACUUCGGAUGCGCUCUUAUUUUCCAUCACUGAGCCACGUCACCCAAACGCCGGCGGCCUGAUGAUGGAAGAUGUCCAAAGACGACUUGCACAACAGGUCGCAGACCUGCACCUCGAUGAGCGUGUCCGCGAAGGCCGGGAGGCCCUGAACCGCCACAUCUCAACCGGACAAAAGAAAAUGAGCGCGGCGUUCACCAGCCUCUGGUCCGACAUCGAGACAAUGCGCGAAGCGCAACGCAAACGCAAUGAAGAGAGAACAGCCUCCCAAUCGCAGCGCACCUCCAUCGACAAAGGAACCCCAACAUCACCAACUCCCUCCUCCCAGGAUCCCGCCGAUGCCUCCUGGUUUGCAGGCCGCCAAAGGCCAUCAGUCGACCUAACACAGGCCCAGGCCUCCGUGGCCAUAGCCAGCCAAAAGGCCGGCUCAUAUCUUAGCUCGUGGGGUUCGUGGGCAAUCGAAAAGCGCCGCGAAUGGCAAGACAAGCGCGUCACAUCUCCGAACCCGAGUGCCACCCCCCAUACCGAGCCGACAUCGCCAUCCACCCCAGCCACGUCCGUCGUUCCCGAAACAGCCGACUUGGACCGCGGCCGCCGGCAUUCCAUCCAGAAUAAUAGCGAAGGAAACGAAAGCACCGGUGGCGGACUUUCUCGCAGCAGUAGCCGACGGAAAAGAUGGAGCAAUAUCCUGCUCAGACGCGACAGCGGCGAGUUCCAGCGUCUUGAUGGUGUCUCCGCGUUCGAUGAAACUCCCUUCCCCAAAUCUCCUCUGUCGCAAGGAUUUCCGGCCCACGCGGUUGAAGCGGAGCACAAGCAAAUCCAGGACGUUCUCCAGGAAGGAGAGACUGCUGGGCGGGAUACCGUCGACGCAGAUGGAUUCUCUUCUGUGGCUCUCACGUCGAAUGAAGGCCUAGGGUUGAGUUUAAAGGCCGAAGAGCCGGUUUCUCUGAGCCAGAAGGAACCCACACUCUUGAACCGUGUAGAGGUAGAUCCACAGCCUGAGAACUUGGUCGCAGCACUCCCUCUCAAAGAAGAGGCUCUUCCAGCUCAGAGCAAAGACUCGUCUGAUUCAGACUAG